AUGAAAGUCGAAUCUACUCGACUUUUAAUUGUUCUUGUUUGUCUUAUAAUAAGAAUUACAAAUACGAAUGGAUUAUCAAAACGACAACAAUGUCGUGAUUUUGCUGGCGAUCGUUCAAAUUGUCAACGAUUUAUUCGUUGUUUUCAUAAUUUAAGAGUUGUAUUCACAUGUGCAUCUGGUACAGCGUAUGUACCUGAAUUACAAACAUGCGUUGCUAAAGAAUUAGUAACUGAUUGUAAUGAUUCAGUGAAUCGAGUUGGCAAUUUAUUUCAUUUAAUAGAAGUAACAAUGAGUUCAAAUGAUACAUUAGAUGACAAUGAUGAUUAUCCAACAAUUGAAGCUGAUUUAGAUGCACUUGAAGCACCUAUGCAAAAAUCUCUCUCAUCAUAUGUUGGUAUUUCUAUUACAUCAAGACGAUUUGGUUGUUCAUCAUACUGUUACAAUGAUGGAAUAUGUGUUCUUGUUGGACAAUCAAUUACUUGCCGUUGUCAACCUGGUUAUAUCGGCGCUCGAUGUCAAGUAGCACUAUCUGGUAUAAAUCCUGGAAUUAUAAAUCCUGGAGUUAUAAACUGUAAUCCGGCUGGAAGUCUUUGUCAAACAAAUACAGCUCUUGCAUUAGGAAAUCAAUGUCUACCAAAUCCUUGUCAAAAUGGUGGUAGCUGUUAUCUUACUCAAACUGCUUUUGCUUGUGUAUGUCCAACUCAGUUUAGUGGAACACGUUGUGAAAUAAAUUUAGCUGCUGUCAAUCCAUGUUAUAAUCAACCAUGUCGAAACGAUGCCACAUGUCAAGUAGUUGCACCUUUUACAUAUCGAUGUAUAUGUCUUAUUGGUUUUAUUGGUGUUAAUUGUGAUCAACGUCCAUGUGAUCCAAAUCCAUGUUUAUAUGGCGGUAGAUGUUUACCAUAUGGAAAUACUUUUCAAUGUCAAUGUCCACCACAAUAUACAGGACGUUGUUGUGAACUUUUAUUUGUAACUACAGCAGCACCGAAUCCUUGUAGUUCUCAGCCAUGUCUUAACGGAGGUACUUGUUCACCAACAAGUGCUACAGCAUUUAUUUGUACAUGUUCACCAAGUUAUUAUGGUCGUUGUUGUGAAUUACGUAAUUAUUGUCAGCCAAAUCCAUGUUAUAAUGGUGGUACAUGUAUUGCUACAACAAAUGCUUAUCUAUGUCAAUGUAUAUAUCCUUAUACGGGUAGUAAUUGUGAAAUAACUAUAGCAGCUCAAGCUCCUCAACUUACUUGUGCUUGUAUAAUUUGUCCAUGUCCAACAGCAACUGCUGUAACACAUAAUCCAUGUGUUCCAAAUCCAUGUCAAAAUAAUGGUGGCUGCAAUGCUGUUCAAAAUACAGCUCAAUGUUUUUGUCAAGCAGCUUUUACUGGUUAUUAUUGUGAAUAUCAACGUAAACGAUCAUUAAGUAAUGUAGCUUGUGCAAACAUAACAUGUUUAAAUCAUGGAAAAUGUUAUGUUAAUGAAACUGAACCUCAAUGUGCAUGUCCUAAACCAUAUUUUGGUGAACGUUGUGAAUCAAUUAAUCGACCUCGUACAUGUAAUCCAAAUCCAUGUAGUCAUAAUGGUCAAUGUAUAUCAACAAAAGACGGUUAUAAAUGUAUUUGUAAAAAUGAUCGAACUGGUAUACUUUGUGAACAAAUGAUAAUGCCAAAAAAUCAUCGUUGGUGUCCAUUGGAUUGUCGAUCAGGUACAACAUGUGUUUAUGAAGGUAGUACACCAGUAUGUCGUGUAUUGUAA
Messenger RNA from Rotaria sp. Silwood1, 1746 nucleotides. The record is from the annotation of a GenBank genome assembly. Lineage: Eukaryota; Metazoa; Rotifera; Eurotatoria; Philodinida; Philodinidae.